GAGGCCGGCGGGGGCGGGCGCUGCCGGGGCGGGCUCGUCGGCGCCGUCCUCCCUCCGGAAGUCUCUCCCGCUCCCUCCUUUCUCCUCCUCUCCCCCGACAACAUGGCCGCGAAGUCGGACGGCGGCGGCGGCGGCGGCGGCGGCGGCGGCGGCGGCGGCGGCGGUGGCGGUGGCCCGGCCGUGAGGCUGGAGAGCCCGGAGGAAGGCGGCGGGGGGAGAGGAACGGGAGGAGGAGCGGCCCCCCCGGCGCGACGAUACCGGUUGCGGGACGGCUGCUGGGUGCUCUGCGCCCUCCUGGUCUGCUUCGCGGACGGUGCCUCGGACCUGUGGCUGGCGGCCCACUACUACGUGCGGGGGCAGCGGUGGUGGUUCGGGCUGACGCUGCUCUUCGUGCUGCUGCCCUCGCUGGUGGUGCAGCUGCUCAGCUUCAGGUGGUUCGUCUACGACUUCGCCGCCAGCACCAAGGACAGCGCCGGCAGCACCAAGGACAGCGCCCGCGGCCCCCGCGGCUGCUGCCGCCUCUGCGUCUGGCUGCUGCAGGGCCUCAUCCACCUCCUGCAGCUGGGGCAGGUCUGGAGGUACCUCCGCACGCUGUACCUGGGGCUGCAGAGCCGGUGGCAGGUCGAGCACCGCCGCCGCCACUUCUACUGGCGGAUGAUGUUCGAGAGCGCGGACAUCAGCAUGCUGCGGCUGCUGGAAACCUUCCUGAAGAGCGCGCCCCAGCUCGUGCUGCAGCUCAGCAUCAUGGUACAGCAGAACACCAUCGAGCCGCUGCAGGGGCUCUCGGCCUCGGCCUCGCUGGUCUCCCUGGCGUGGAUGAUCGCCUCCUACCAGAAGGUGCUACGGGACUCACGGGAGGACAAGAUGCCCAUGUCCUACAAGGGGGCCGUGGUGCAGAUCCUGUGGCACCUCUUCACCAUCGCCGCCCGCGCCAUCGCCUUCGCCCUCUUCGCCUCCGUGUUCCAGCUCUACUUCGGCAUCUUCAUCGUCACCCACUGGUGCAUCAUGACCUUCUGGAUCAUCCAGGGUGAGACGGACUUCUGCAUGUCCAAGUGGGAGGAGAUCAUCUACAACAUGGUGGUAGGCAUCAUCUACAUCUUCUGCUGGUUCAACGUCAAGGAGGGACGGAGCCGCUACCGCAUGUGCAUCUACUAUGUUAUCACGCUGUCAGAGAACGCCGCCCUCACCAUCCUCUGGUUCCUCUACUACGACCGCAAGACCACUUCCGACUUCGACGCCUUAAUCCUUGUCUGUGUGGUCAGCUCCAGCUUCGCCCUUGGCAUCUUCUUCAUGUUCAUCUACUACUGCCUCUUGCACCCCAACGGCCCCAUGUUCAGCCCCCGUGUCGGCGGUUGCAUUUUCCGGCAGCGGCCGGCCCCGGCACCGGGGUCCCCCGCGGACGCCGUCACCAGCCCCCCCCGCUCGCUGCCGCGGACUACAGCGGGGGAGCGGGAUGGGGCGCCGGGGGAGCGGGACAGCUGCGUGCCCGUCUUCCAGGUGAGACCCUCCGCUCCACCAGCGCCGGCCGCCCGCGCCCCGCGGACAGAGAGGCCCGUCAUCCGCAUUGACCUGCCCAGGAAGAAGUACCCGGCCUGGGACGCCCACUUCAUCGACCGGCGCCUGCGGAAGACCAUCCUGGCGCUGGAGUACGCGUCGCCCACCACCCCACGCCUGCAGUACCGCACGCCCGGUGUCCCCCAGGAGGUGCUGGAGUACGAGACCACCGUGUAGGGCGGGAGGUGCGGGGCUGCGACAGAGCCCUCCCAGUGCCAUCCCGGCCGUCCCACAUCUUUGCAGCCAUUUGCCUUUCGGUUGGGUUUGCCGGUGCUGCCGUGCCGCCGCAGCGAGCACCCCGCGGGCGGGGGCCGGGGAGGUCUUUUGGUGCUAUCCCCCCCCGCGCCACCCUCCCGCAGCUGAGACCCGUGUCCCACCCCACGGCGGCCGCCCCGGCUCCCCCUGGGGCUCGUCCUUGCCAAAAUACCUCACCGGUGCCUGAGCCCAAGGCGGUGGGUGCUGCGGCCCCGCAGUGCUCGACCGUGUCAGUGGUGCAGGAUGGGGACUGGGGACACCGUGGGCUGGGGGCCGGCAGCUGCGAGGGGCUUGGGGCACGGUGGGGCACGGCGCGGCCCAGGUGGGCGGCACACGGGGACGUGGGUGCCUGUGCCGUGGCAGCACUGUGGGGCUGGAGUGCAGCUGCACCGUGGUGUGUUUGGGGCUCAUCACCCCCAGAAAGCUGGGGCAGGGGACAGCCGGGACCCGGCCAGCCCCCCCAUGUCUCCUACUUCCCCCACACGCUGCAUUGCCAGCCCCAGGGGGGCCCUUUCAUCUCCAUCCUUGGUCCCCCCAGCUCAGGGUCGAGCCACGUCCUCAACCCCACGGGGUCCCUGCUGCCCUGUGGGGCACAGACCCUGGCCGGGGGGGGCCCCUCAUGGGCGGGCAUGGACCCUGCUCCCCCUGGGUCUGAGCUGGGCCCCCGGCUCUGACCGGGAUGGCGGCACCCCAUCAUCCCCCCUGUCCCCACGGGAACCGCUUCGUCUCAUCGGGUUUGUUUUCACCUGAAUGGUGACAUUUUGUGUGACAUUUUCUACCUCCGCUGCGGCCAGGGAGGGGGGCAGGGCCUGGCUGGCACUGCUGCGGGGGGCGUGCGGGGCCACUGGCAUUCCCAGCGCUCCCCAAAGCGGGAUUUACCCCCAGCCGUUCUCCCCUCCCGGGUUUGGCAUUGCUUCCCACCCGGGAGCGUUUCCAUUCACCCCCCUCAUUGGCAUCAGCCCCAUCCAGCUCCCCCAUAUAAACCUAAGCCGGGAUCCUGCCUCCCCCCUGCCUCCCCCCGCCUGCCCAGAGGAGCAGGGCUGCCCUGGGCUCCAGGUUUGAAUGUGUCCCUGGUCCUGCCCAGAUCCGUUGGCUUGCCCCUGCCCGAAGGACUGUGCUGAAUGUACCCUGUGCCCCCCCCGGGGCCAGGCGUGCGCCAAGGGGGGGGUGCGUAUGCAUGUGUGCGUGUGUUCAUGUGUGCGUAUGUGUGCAUGCGUGUGUGGGGGGGGGGCUGGCAGGGGUUUGCAGAGCAGGGGAGCUGCCGGACCACAUGGCCCCAUGCCCCCUGCCCCUGUGCCUUCCCCGUACCCGCUGUGCCCCCCGCAACAGCCCCACAGGGUCCCGGCCUCCGGCUGCCCUGUGCUGCGGUGCCAAGCCCUGCCCCGAGCCGGGGAGCGUGGGCAACCCCGCCGGCCCCACCGUGCCAUGAGGCACCAUGCGAGGCACCGCACGAGGCACGGUGCCGGCCGUGGGAAGGGCUCCUAC
This is a messenger RNA of Harpia harpyja (harpy eagle), 3294 nucleotides long. It is a transcript of the gene XKR7, whose product is annotated as XK related 7. Gene Ontology annotation, cellular component: plasma membrane. The transcript is spliced from 3 exons. NCBI's taxonomy places the organism in Eukaryota, Metazoa, Chordata, Aves, Accipitriformes, Accipitridae. Gene Ontology annotation, biological process: apoptotic process involved in development; engulfment of apoptotic cell; phosphatidylserine exposure on apoptotic cell surface. The coding region runs from base 103 to 1731 and encodes 542 amino acids. The record is from RefSeq and is a predicted model, not a curated record.